AUGAUCACAGGCGGUGACUUUCGCGUUCAGGGCGAAAGUGGUCACGAUCUUCACAGCAUCAUCCGUAAAGAAUUCGCCGCCUACGUAGCGCCCAAUUCUACGCAUGACUCGAACGAUUGCCUCAAUCCUCCUCGAUGCCACCCUGGCACUCGCGUAGCCGUCCUCCGUGAUCUGGAGAAUUGGGUUCGCACCGCGAUGGGCACAGAGGACGUGCUGUGGCUUUUCGGAGCAGCUGGUGCCGGGAAGACCGCCAUUGCACGUUCGCUCGCUGAGAUCCUGGUCAAGGUGGACCUCAUGGCAGGGUCUUUCUUUUUUUUCAGGCCAGCAGCCGGGCGAAACAGCGAGAAGCUAUUUGUCUCGACACUCGCCUACCAGCUAGCCUUCGCCAUACCCAAAAUGAAGCCCUACAUUGCGAGUUCCAUCCGGGAAGACCCGCUAAUUUUUCAGCGGUCUAUUAAGACGCAGUUCACUCGCUUCAUCGUGGAUCCCAUCAUAAAGAUAUCGUCGCCGUCAGGAAUUGAUUCAGAGACACCGUCACCAAAACUAAUCAUUAUUGACGGAUUGGAUGAGUGCUUGAACCGCGAAGGACAAUGCAUAAUUGUCAAAACCAUUUGUGCCGCAGCCCCCUUCGUACGCCAUCGCCUCAAAUUCCUCAUCGCUAGCCGUCCGGAAUUCCAUAUCGAGAGCACAUUCGACCUUCCCUCGUGUCUGGCCUGUACUCGACGCGUCGACCUCCAAUCCGACAUCGACGCCUAUGACGACAUUCGCUUUUUCAUCACGAGCAAGUUCACGGAAAUCAAACAGGUGCAUCCCUUGAGAUUAACGCUCGAUAAUUCCUGGCCUACAGACGACGUGAUUGACCGGCUUGUGCAAAAUUCUUCCAUCAGCAACUUCGUCUAUGCACGGACAGUCAUGGAUUUCAUCAUGACAACUUACGACCGCCCGCAAGACCGCCUCGAGGUGAUUCUUGGGCUGACUCAUGCUUCAGAUACGGAUUCCCCAUUCGCGGAGCUGGAUGAGCUAUACCGAUACAUUCUCUCAUCGGUGCGAGGCAACAUCGAGGAUGUCAUGCAGAUCCUCACUAUUGCCGUCUUGGGGACAGCACGAGAAGGAAUUCAACAUGGACACUACAGCACCUCGGAGCUUCUUCUUUCGCCAGAAUUCUUGGAGAAGAUUCUGGACUUGAAAAGUGGGACGGUCGAGUUAUUGCUCAUUGAUCUUCGCUCGUUGAUGACCAUCCAAAAGAAUGGGGUAUUCUUCCCUACAAUAAAGCUUACACACAAGUCACUCUCUGACUUCCUGCUCGACUCAUCAAGGUCCGGCCCGUAUUGUGUGGGGGAGAAGAAAGCCUACCUUGAUGUUGCCUUUGGAUGUCUGCGCGUACUUGAGCAAAAGACUUUUGGCAGAGCUUGGUGGAUAAACACGGAACGCAAAUCAACUAGCUCACGUUCGAAUGCCCUACAAAAGUCAUGGGAUCGUGAAACAGAAUAUUUUAGUGCACUGCUAUGGGCUUGCGAACGAGCCCCGCGCAGUGCCGAACUCCAGCAUGCUAUUGCAACCUAUGAUUUGUGCGGCAUGAUUCAACGUGGCCUCGUACAUGUAAAGAACGAUGUUUGGGCCCUCUUCGACGCUUGGUCAAUAAUCUCGCACCUUUUCAAAUGCCUCAAAGAUUCGGAGGCAUUCACUAAUUCCGGUGCGUAUGAGCACCAGACAGAAUCCUUCAAUGCCCUCGUGAAAUCUCAUCUCAAAAAGUAUCCUUCCGAUGAUCCCUUGGUUGAUGCUUUCUUCUCAAGAAAGGGAUCGACCAAGUUUGGGGCGAAGUUCUUCUUCAUGGCCUCCGAGGUUGUGAGGAUUAGGGCCGCCUCCGUUGACCCAGAUGGCGCGUCAGCUAGUGUGGUUAGGUAG
Messenger RNA from Cyclocybe aegerita, 1905 nucleotides. NCBI's taxonomy places the organism in Eukaryota, Fungi, Basidiomycota, Agaricomycetes, Agaricales, Hemipholiotaceae. The record is from the annotation of a GenBank genome assembly.